AUGUUUGCGUUUCUACUACUGCUUGGCUUUGUCAACCAAUCACUAGCCCAGUCCAAUUCAACGGCCCUGGAAGGCUGGCAGUUGGAUGACAAUACACGCUCAAGUUGGGACAUUUUCUGGACUUGUGUUUCAACAAUCCUUGCUUGCACAUGGACAGCCCUGCACAUUUCUGUCCCAACCCGUGCUGAAACACAAGCAGUAUAUCUUUGGUGGAAGACAGCAGCAUGGGUAGGCACGAUCCUUGCCCCGGAGUUUAUGGCUGGGACUGCAGCCGAAGAACUAUGGCAGGCAAGGUCUGCAGUGGCACGCUGUAAUGCUGCUUUCCGCAUAAUAAACAGCGGAGGAAGUGAUCCAGACUCCCCGGAAGUCCCAAAAACAUCAAAGGCAGAAGAAUUUGAUGGUCGCUGGGGUACUGUCCAAGGGUUUUGCCUUGGUAUGAAUGGUGUUCUUCUUCAGACCAAGGAUGAUUGGACAUAUCCAGUACACUGUAGCAACGUUGUUGCCCUGAUCGAAACGCGCGUUAUCAAGCCAUCUCAUUUGAGGGCUAGAGAUAUCCAAGACCGUGCCAAAGCUGACUCCUUUGCCAAAGGAUUCACGCUGCUCCAAGCCUUCUGGGUGACUUGCAAUGUUAUUGCCAGAAGAGCAUACAACAUGCCCAUUACAGCUCUCGAGAUUGCUACAGUGGCUUAUAUCUCCUGUGCCGCCGCUACAUAUAUAAUCUGGUGGAAUAAACCGAAAGAUAUGGUAACACCAAUCACGAUUUAUCUGCCAUACGAUCGCGAUUCCGAGAGUCUCCCACCUCAAGUCAGAGAUAUUCUAGACGCAGAAGUUGGGAACUGGGUCCACUCGGAUGCCAUCGCUAGAGACACUGGAUCUCCGGUAUGGCAAAUCCUUGUCGCAAUUUUCCAUUUCCAACUUAGAGUGUUAUCAGUUCUAUGCGCACCUUGGUCAUGGAAUAGGAACUGGGAAGUGCUGAAAGCUAGGCUGGAAGUUGGAAUACGAGAGGCAACAGCCAAGCCCUCUGAUGCCAGCGAUAGUGGCCACCAAGACGAGGAAAGUUCCCGGCAGACUGAGAAAGCAUCUCAUGCCAACCGUGGUAGCCAUAUAGACAAAGAGGUUGGCGAUGAGCCAGGAUCAGAACCAGUGAAUAUCAAUAAUGACCAUCAGGAUGAGGAAAUUUCGGAUGGUGUCAUUCAACAACCGAGAAAUGAGCCAGAAGUUGACGAAAUACUGGCCGGAAAGGAAACUUCCCAAGGAAAAGAACCAUUGAGGAAGCCCUCUGAUGCCAGUAAAAAUGACCACCGAGAGGUAGAAACUCAUCAUGAAACCGAGCUAGAAUCCAAGCCACAAAAAACGAUGAUCUCAUUGGAAGACGACGAAAAGUUAACGAUCAUGGAAUGGACCAAUAUCGCUCAUUUCUAUAUGUUUAGUGGGCUGGUAUUUUGCGGGAUACAUGUUGCCGCAUGGAAUUCUACCUUCCCAACAAGGGAGGAACAGAUAGUAUGGCGAGUGUUCUCGCUAGUUGCACUCUUCAUCACUUGGCCUCUGUACUUUAAAUACCUUUGGUCAUUCUAUUGCCUCCGGCGUACAUUAGAUGACAAGGAGGAGCGUGUCUCAAGUGCCAGUUGGUCGAAACCAUCUGACCUGUUUAUCAAUCUGAUGUGGUUUUUCUGUUAUGCCACUGCACGCUGGGGAAGUGUCAUCUUGAUGUUUAUAUCCCUCCGGGCAUUGCCUGCUGGUUCUUAUACCACAGUGGAUUGGUUGUCAUCAAUUCCCCAUAUUUAA
Penicillium crustosum is the source of this 1785-nucleotide messenger RNA. RefSeq lists its product as uncharacterized. NCBI's taxonomy places the organism in Eukaryota, Fungi, Ascomycota, Eurotiomycetes, Eurotiales, Aspergillaceae. Bases 1 to 1785 code for a protein of 594 amino acids. The transcript has 2 exons. The record is from RefSeq and is a predicted model, not a curated record.